CACCAAUAUUAAGCUGUGAGAUUUUUUUUCAAGAGGGUUUGAAUUUUCAAUCUUACUAUUUCCCAAGAGUCUUUGAUCACCAUAUCCUCAAGUGUGGACAUGUGUUGCCAGGGAGAUGCUUUGGUACAAAGAGUGUGUGAAUUGUAUGAGAAAAUCUCAAGCCUAGAGAGCCUCAAACCCUCCCAAGAUGUCAACAUGCUCUUCACCCAACUCGUCCUGACAUGCAUACCACCAAGUCCAAUCGAUGUUUCCAAGUUAUGCCGAGGGGUGCAAGAAAUAAGGUCAAAUCUUAUAAGGCUUUGUGGAGAAGCAGAAGGACUUUUGGAGAAUCACUUCUCAACAAUCCUAGGCUCAUUUGAGCACCCUCUCGACCAUCUCGACAUUUUCCCUUACUAUUCCAAUUACCUCAAGCUUAGCAAACUUGAGUUCAACAUCCUUAGCCAACACUUCACCCGUGUGCCUAGCAAAAUUGCCUUUGUGGGUUCUGGCCCUCUUCCCCUUACUUCAAUUGUCUUGGCCUCCAAUCACCUCACCAAAACCUCUUUUGACAACUAUGACAUCGACACAUUGGCCAACUCAAUGGCUCUUCGCUUAGUGUCAUCCGAUCCUGACCUAUCAAAAAGGAUGGUCUUCCACACCACAGAUAUAAUGGAUGUCACAACUGCUUUGAAAGACUAUGAAGUUGUGUUUUUGGCUGCUCUUGUUGGCAUGGACAAGAUGGAGAAGCUGAAAAUUAUCGAUCACUUGGCGAAAUACAUGGCUCCAGGAGCAACUUUGAUGCUAAGGAGUGCACACGGCGCGAGAGCUUUUCUUUAUCCGGUGAUUGAUCCUUGUGAUGAUCUUAGAGGGUUUGAGGUUCUCUCUGUGUUUCAUCCCACCGAUGAAGUCAUUAAUUCGAUUGUCAUCGCGCGUAAAUACGCAUUGCCUGUUCAGCACUCAUCAUCAAUUGAUUCUCAGGAGAUUAAUAAUGCUGGUGCCAUUAGACUUCCCAGCAAGUGUUGUGAGAUUGAAGCCUUCAAUCCUUUCCAUAAACUUGGAAACAUGAUUGAGGAGUUGGCCUUCGAGGAGCAGCUUUAAUAAAACAUCGAUCCUGUGAUGAUUUUUCUUUAUAUGCCUUCAUCUAUGUUGCUUGCAGGGAAAUAAAAUCCAUUUAUUUGGUUUAACUGAUAUGUGUUCAAUGCGCGUGUAUCUGACCUGUGUUUAUAUAGCUACUUAUUAUCGUGACAUAUCCAAUAUGUGUUAUGGAAUCCAAAAUUAUAAUAAAAUCACAUGGAAAUUGGAUCCUUAUUUUGGAUACA
Messenger RNA from Malus domestica (apple), 1298 nucleotides. Its product is annotated as nicotianamine synthase-like. Gene Ontology annotation, molecular function: nicotianamine synthase activity. Gene Ontology annotation, biological process: nicotianamine biosynthetic process. Lineage: Eukaryota; Viridiplantae; Streptophyta; Magnoliopsida; Rosales; Rosaceae. The record is from RefSeq and is a predicted model, not a curated record.